Messenger RNA from Cynara cardunculus var. scolymus (artichoke), 1272 nucleotides. Its product is annotated as probable leucine-rich repeat receptor-like protein kinase At1g35710. The record is from RefSeq and is a predicted model, not a curated record. The transcript has a single exon. The coding region runs from base 1 to 1272 and encodes 423 amino acids. Gene Ontology annotation, molecular function: protein binding. Lineage: Eukaryota; Viridiplantae; Streptophyta; Magnoliopsida; Asterales; Asteraceae.
AUGGAGUUCUGUAACAUUUUCCGACGACAACUCCUUACAUUCUCUGUUACACUUCUUCUUUCCAUGUCUCCGACAACCCAACAAAAACUCGCUCUCCAUGAUCUUAAUGCCCUUCGUCAGAUCAUGGACACCCUCACCGACGUCAACAAUGGCGGAUUCUUUUCCACUUGGAACUUCACCUCGCCGGAAAACCCUUGUUCUACCUUCACCGGCGUCACCUGCUCCGCCAUUAAUGGUCAGUUACGAAUCACCUCUCUCUUUCUCGGUACCGGACUCUCCGAUUCACCUGGACUCUCCGGUACAAUCUUCGCCCCUGGGAUCUAUGAUCUCACUGAGUUGACUCAGCUCAUUCUCUACCCCGGAAUCGUCACCGGAUUCAUCCCGUCUCAACUCGGCCACCACCUCAAAAACCUCCGUGUCCUAUCGCUCACCAAUAACCGCCUUACCGGAACCAUCCCGGAGACUAUCUCGGAGCUCCGAAACCUCCACACUUUAGAUCUCAGCCACAACAAACUCACCGGCGAAAUCCCACCGACGCUCGCCGCCGGAUUACCGGACCUCAAAGUGUUGGUCCUCGCAUACAACGAUCUCGCCGGAGAAAUCCCGGAAUUCUCCAAUGAAUCACAACUCAUCCACUUGGAUUUGAGAAACAAUAUGCUAUCGGGAAUGCUGCCGGAAACGAUGCCGGCGACGCUCCGUUACUUAUCCUUAUCGAGUAACGGUCUGUGGGGCCCACUACAAUCGGUACCAUCAUCAUAUUUAGUGUAUCUCGAUUUAAGCAUGAACCACUUCAGUGGGCCCAUACCCGAUUCACUCUUCCGAUCAUCCCUCUCAUCAAUGUACCUCCAACGGAACAAUCUCUCCGGCCACCUCCCACCACCACCGCCAUCUUUCGAAUCCUACGGUCCAGGAUCCACCAUUGAUCUCAGCCACAACUUCCUCUCCGGCGAAAUACCCGACUUUCUAGACGGCGUCGAGACCCUUUUUCUUAACAGCAACCACUUUACCGGAAAAGUUCCGAAGGAUUACGUCGAGAAUGUGAUGGCCGGAAUGAUGAGAACACUAUACCUGCAACACAACUACAUAACGUCGUUCCCAAUGGAGAAGACAGGGGAUGUGGUGUUGCCAGAUGGGGUGGCGUUGUGUCUGAGUUAUAAUUGCAUGGUCCCACCGGCGGUGGGGCUAACGGCGUGCCCGGCGAGUGCAGGUGGACCGGUUUCGAGACCAUCUGGACAAUGCUCUGUGUUCAAUAGUGAGAACUCCAUGGGGUAA